AUGUUGCCGGGUGAUCCUGCGUGGUGCUUCACGGCGAAAUCUAGCGUCUCCACAGGUGAGUUGAUCCCUGGCGGCUUGUACUUGGACUAUGCUCGGCUGACGUAUUACGAUGGCGCCAGCCUUUUGUUUCUCAUGAUCCUGGUGCUGGUAGCUGGUGGAACGGAAAACACCGGGCCCCAGCUGGUUGGAAUCCUGGUGUCUUUGUGCUUGGUGACCGUGUCCUGGCUCCUAGCACCUUUCAUCUUCAAUCCAUACCAGUUUCGGCCGUCUUGCUGGAUCAAUGACAUCAAGGCUUGGAUGAGGUUCUUCCUCGAAGAUGGCGGCAUGCACUGGAAAAAGUGGUUCACCCUGAACCAGCUGAAGCCACGCCGCGGCUUCCGUGCAACGGUGCUGCAGAUCGGCUUCAUUAUGGAGCUUUGGUUUGUCGUGACAUGCUUCGCCUCUUUGAAUGCACGCACCGCGGUGGUGUGUCAGGUGUCGGAGAUGUGGCGGCUCUACUACUGGAACUUGCUGUCGCCUCCGAUCUUUGCACCUGCGGUGUUUUGCAUCUUACUUGCUUGCUGCGGUGCUUUAACCUGCUCCAAGGGUCUAAGUUCCAGACGUAGCACUCCGAAGCUGGAUGACACCUACGCCGCUUUGGGGACUCCCAAAGAUGAGGAGUCACGGUCACACCUUUGUCCAAAGAAGUGUCCAUUGAUUUUGGUGUCUUUGCUCGUCUCCCUUCUCACGGUGCUCGAGCUUGUAGCGCCCUUGGCCUGGGUGGCGUCACUCGGCUGGAAAAAGGCCUGCAUGCUAGCACUCUUGCUGAAGAUCUUUUGGCUUAGACUUUGCAUAGGGCUUGCCAUGACUGCGAUCCGUUCCUCCUGCUUCGAGCGAUUGGGUUGCAUCGGUCGGCCCUUAGAGCUAUGGUUAGAUGCUCUUUGUAUGUUUCGAGAUAUCUUGGUGUCGUCCAUCAUUUUUCUGGCCCUUUGCCCUUUGGUGCUGCUCUCCGGCAUUUCUGAAUUCAUAUGUCCAACUUUCAGCAUCCACCACCUAAUUAUUUAUAGGCAACCAGGGCAUACGGAUCGUGAAAAUUUGGACUUCGACCCGAUCUUGAUCCGCAUGUGUUUCGAAGAGGAGGAUUCGGAGGAGGGACUUGACCACGAGAAAACGACAAUGCCACCGACGUUUGUCCAAGCUCCGUGCCAGGCUCCAAAGGCCGUAGGCCACAUGUGGUGCCAGUAG
This is a messenger RNA of Durusdinium trenchii, 1224 nucleotides long. NCBI's taxonomy places the organism in Eukaryota, Dinophyceae, Suessiales, Symbiodiniaceae. The record is from the annotation of a GenBank genome assembly.